CGCCUCCUCUCUCUCUCUCUUCUUACAGUGACAAAAUCAGAAGAGCGCACUGCACCUGAAUCUUGAAGGGAGAGAUGGUGAGCAAGUGCAGAAGAAUUGCAGAGGUUGUUGCAGUAAUGGAAAUGGCUCAGGUUGGCGUCACGACAAGAGCUCGAGCAGCGUUGGCCAUGGGAGGAGCUGCUGCAGCAGCUUCAGCCGAAAGAAAACCCAAGAGACGGAGGAUCAACAACGAAGAACUCAAAUUCUCAGCAUCUUCAUCUCUCGUUCAGAUUAAGGGAAUAAGGCGGCCUGAUGUCAUUCGACCGGAGGCGCAGGAACGAUGCUCUAGUCCUCCCUCCGAUGAACUCCCCUCCUCAUGUUGUUCCAGCAAUGGAUCCAUCGGACUUGAUGAAGAGAGAAUCGAAUUCGUAGAUCUGGAGGUAGAUAGCGCGCAAGUUGAAACAUCGACGUGUAACUGCGGUGACGAAAGAGAGAUGAGGCCAAAUUCAGAAGAAGCGAGACCAACGGAGGCCAACAGUCGUUGUAUAUCAACAGUGCAAAAGAUGCCGACGGAGCAAGAGCUCGAAGAAUUCUUUGCUGCUGCGGAGAGUGACAUUCAGAAACGCUUCGCAGAGAAAUAUAGUUACGACAUCGUGAAGGACGUGCCGUUGGAAGGACGUUACGAGUGGGUUCAAAUAAAGCCAUGAACCCCCCUUUCCUCCCAAGCCAAUCUGCUUCAAGAAUUAAAGAAGAAAACGACCUGAACAUGCGUUCCGGUCAUUGGGAUUAUCGGUGGGUUUAGCUAAGGUAAUUCAAUUCUCUUGCAUUCUCUUUAUGCAGGAGUCUUUUGUAUGAUGUAUAGCAUUCUUUAUCGUUCACGAAAGGGAGAAAUUAGCAGCGUUUGUUCUUUGUACGGGUUAAUCCUACCGAGAAGCCAGUGGAUAAAUAUGUAUGUUAAUUACUAAGUUGUUGAACAAACGGCUCAAAUAACGUAAAUUUAGUGGCACCCGAAAUUUCGCGUUUGUUUCUCUGUUGUUA
Neltuma alba is the source of this 1017-nucleotide messenger RNA. Its product is annotated as cyclin-dependent kinase inhibitor 7-like. The coding region runs from base 75 to 686 and encodes 203 amino acids. Gene Ontology annotation, biological process: negative regulation of cyclin-dependent protein serine/threonine kinase activity. The transcript has 4 exons. Lineage: Eukaryota; Viridiplantae; Streptophyta; Magnoliopsida; Fabales; Fabaceae. Gene Ontology annotation, molecular function: cyclin-dependent protein serine/threonine kinase inhibitor activity. Gene Ontology annotation, cellular component: nucleus. The record is from RefSeq and is a predicted model, not a curated record.